Pedinophyceae sp. YPF-701 is the source of this 1353-nucleotide messenger RNA. The record is from the annotation of a GenBank genome assembly. NCBI's taxonomy places the organism in Eukaryota, Viridiplantae, Chlorophyta, Pedinophyceae.
AUGCAGCUGGCGGCGGGUCGCGCGCAGGCGGCUCGCGGCCGCUCCGUCGCUGCUGCGGCGGGGCCGGGCGACGACGCGGUCGACUGCGACGUCGUCGUGGUCGGCGCGGGCGUCGCGGGGCUCGCGUGCGCGCUGAAGCUCGCAGGCAGCGGGAAGAGCGUGCAGGUGCUCGAGGCGUCCGACGGGGUCGGGGGGCGCGUCAGGACGGACGAGGUCGACGGGUUCCUGCUUGAUCGAGGAUUCGCAAUCUUCCUGAGCUCGUACCCGGAGGCGAAGAAGCUCCUCGACUACGACGCCCUGGGUCUGAAGCAGUUCUACGCGGGCGCGCUGGUGCGCUUCGACGGUGCGUUCCACCGCGUCGCCGACCCCUUCCGCCACCCCCUGGACACGCCGGGCACGCUCACGAACCCCAUCGGCUCGGUCUUCGACAAGGUCCUCGUGGGGCUGGUCAGGUUCCGCGCGAUGGCGAUGGGCGCGGACGACUGGGUGACGAUGGAGGAGCAGGCCAUCGCGAAGGAGCUGCCUUCGCUCGGGUUCAGUCAAAGCAUGGUCUCGCGCUUCUUCCGCCCCUUCCUAGGCGGCAUCUUCUUCGACCGCAACCUCGGGACCACCUCGCGGAUGUUCUGGUUCGUCAUGAAGAUGCUCGCCACCGGCUCGAACUGCCUCCCGACGCGCGGCAUCGGCGCGGUGUCCGACCAGCUCGCGGGGAAGCUGCCUGACGGCGUGGUAUCCCUCAACACGCGCGUGACCGGCGUCGCCGCUGCCUCCUCGCCGGGCGCGCCCGCGGAGAUCACGCUCGAGGACGGCCGCACGCUGCGCGCGCGCGCCGCGGUGGUCGCAACGGACGGGCCGGCCGCAGCGGCCCUGCUUGGCGAGGGCACGCUGGGCAACAACGGCGGCGCUCCGGGCGUCGGGACCGCUUGCGUGUACUUCAAGGCCCCGGCUGCACCGAGCCCGGAGCCGAUUCUGUACCUCAACGCCGCGGACGACGUCCUCGUGAACAACUGCUGCUUCCCGUCGACGGUGGCGCCGUCCUACGCGCCCGCCGGGCAGGCGCUGGUGUCCUGCUCCACGGUCGGCGUGCCGGACAUGUCGGACGAGGAGCUCGCCGCAGCCGUCAAGAACGAGCUCUCUGAGUGGUUCGGAAAGGACCAGACGGACACGUGGGAGCACCUCAGGACGUACCGGAUACCCUUUUCGCAGCCAGUCCAGACCCCCCCCACGCAGCUCAUGAAGCCGGUGGAGGCCGGCGAGGGCCUGUACGUGUGCGGCGACCACAGGGACGCAGCGACGCUGGACGGCGCGCUCAAGUCCGGGCGCCGGGCCGCGGAGGCGGUGUUGCGGGGCAUGUGA